Messenger RNA from Phymastichus coffea, 2069 nucleotides. It is a transcript of the gene hgo, whose product is annotated as homogentisate 1,2-dioxygenase. NCBI's taxonomy places the organism in Eukaryota, Metazoa, Arthropoda, Insecta, Hymenoptera, Eulophidae. Gene Ontology annotation, cellular component: cytoplasm. Gene Ontology annotation, biological process: L-phenylalanine catabolic process. Gene Ontology annotation, molecular function: homogentisate 1,2-dioxygenase activity. Bases 512 to 1942 code for a protein of 476 amino acids. The transcript has 6 exons. The record is from RefSeq and is a predicted model, not a curated record.
AAACUUGGACAAUAAUUUGGCUUACGUACUCGUUGCGUUACUUUUAUAUAUUUUUUUGAUUACUGCAAAUUUAAUUUGAUGUCGUUAGAAAGUGUUUGUGCAAGUGUUUGUAUUAGUGAAUGAAAAGAAAAAAGCAAUUUUAUCGUCGGAUCGUUGAAUUCAUUUGAUAUCUUUGCACGCCGAUAAGUUAUCAAUAGUUAUAAACACAGCUAGAUAAUUUUCAAACGCAAUGAAUUUUAGACCGGCAUAACUGAUAGUAUUCUAUCGAUUCCUCGAAAAAAAUUAAAACGUUCUAAAGUUGAUUUUUUUAAUUUGCAAUUCCAUUGCCUAUCAAUAUUUAUCAGAGUUCAAAUCAUUUGAAAAAAAAUUGUCCCAUUCGUCUUUGAUCUUUAUAACUGCACGUCGAUAAGUUACGGAGUAACAUUGAAUAACAGACUGAAACAUGGCUGCAUUUGGCACCCAAGCAGCUUUCAACGUCACUUAACCACAAUGAGUUGGCGUAUGCUUGAAAAUGACCUUAAACUUGUUUAACUCAAUUUCUUGCGAUAUCAGUACUUGUCAGGAUUCGACAACGAGUUCAGCAGCGAGGACGAGAGAUGCCCCGGUGCACUUCCCCUUGAACAGAACAAUCCGCAAAAAUGUCCUUACGGCUUGUACGCGGAACAACUGUCUGGCACUGCCUUCACAGGUACGUACUGAACUCCCAGUAGUAUUUCCAUGUGAAGCUCUAAAAUUCGAACGAAUCUCUUGGACAAAACAAGUGGCCAGAUUGGAAAAUCGAAGAACGUGGUUUUAUCGGAUAAGACCUUCGGUUAACCACGGCGUGUUCGAGCCGGCGAACGAUGUCGCAAUCCACUUAACUCACGACUGGGAUAAAAUUCCCCCCAACCCGAAUCAAUUACGCUGGAAGCCGUUCGAGGUUCCAACUCGGCAGGAGCCGGAAGUGGACUUCGUCGAGGGUUUGCACACCGUUUGCGGCGCUGGCGACGUACGCACGAGAGCCGGCGUCGCAGUGCACGUCUAUCUCUGCAAUGCGUCCAUGAAGGGCAAGGCGAUCUACAAUUCCGACGGAGAUUUUCUCGUCGUGCCGCAACUGGGAGCGCUGCUCGUCACAACGGAGUUUGGAAAGAUGCGCGUCGAGCCGAACGAGAUUUGCGUCGUUCAACGUGGAAUGCGAUUCUCCGUGACCGUGUUCGGCCCAUCCAGAGGAUACAUUCUCGAAGUAUACGAUAAUCAUUUUCAACUGCCGAAUUUGGGACCAAUCGGUGCGAACGGCUUGGCAAGCCCAAGAGAUUUCUUCACGCCAGUCGCGCACUACGAGGACAAGGAGCUUUCGUACAAGAUAAUAAACAAGUAUCAGGGCAAGUUAUUCGUUGCCAAUCAGACUCACAGUCCAUUCGACGUCGUCGCUUGGCACGGCAAUUACGUACCCUACAAAUACAGCCUUGAUCGCUUCAUGGUUAUCAACUCGGUUUCGUUUGAUCACUGCGAUCCAUCCAUUUUCACGGUCUUGACGUGUCCGUCCAGCAAACCAGGCACUGCGAUCGCCGAUUUCGUCAUAUUCCCGCCAAGAUGGUCCGUCCAAGAGCACACUUUCCGUCCGCCCUACUACCACCGAAACUGCAUGAGCGAAUUCAUGGGCCUGAUCAAGGGUCGUUACGAGGCGAAGGAAGACGGCUUUCAGCCGGGCGGCGCUAGUUUGCACUCGAUGAUGACGCCCCAUGGCCCCGACACCGCCUGCUUCGAUGGUGCUUCCAACGCCGAAUUGAAAGCCGAGCGAAUAGCCGAUGGCACGCAGGCUUUUAUGUUCGAGACAUACUAUGCACUGGCUGUCACAGAUUGGGCGGCCAAUGUCUGCGGAAAGCUCGACAAGGAUUAUCAUAAAUGUUGGAAGGGGCUUAAGAAGAACUUUGAUCCUUCCAAGAAGAUUCACGAGGUUUAACGCCGAUCUUCUCUGAAUAACCGUCGAUGCUUUUUACUUGACUAUAUGCAUUCGACGUUCAGAUUGUAUGGAUUUUUCCAAGUAUUGGCUUUUAAUAAACUCAGCGAUUUUAUAUUUUACACGUUUA